Molecule: messenger RNA, 573 nt
Organism: Hydatigera taeniaeformis
Lineage: Eukaryota; Metazoa; Platyhelminthes; Cestoda; Cyclophyllidea; Taeniidae
Source: the annotation of a GenBank genome assembly
AUGAUGCGGUACGGUUUCUUUACAGUAAUAUCUCUGAUCUACUGGAAAAAGCCGGUUGAGUCGGCCAUUGUCAUGGCGACAGGUUUUACUCUUCUGUUCAGUGUUGGGUGUCUUUCCUUGAUAUCAGUCUUUGCCUACAUCUGCCUUGCUAUCCUUUGUUGUACUGGCGCCGCACGCGUUUACUACGAUUUGAUAACUUCUAAGAGAGACGAGACUGCUUCCCCUCCUUUCAGUGACUGGCUCAUCAAAGAUAAAGAAGCUUUGCGGCAGCGCGUUCACGACUACGUAAACGAUAGGUUCGACAAAACGGAGUCUGCUAUCCAGGAUCUGAGGCACUAUCUCCUAAUUGAAAAUUAUGUGGAUUCCCUGAAAGCAAGUUCACUAUUGCUCUCUUUCGCUCUGCUCGUGUACCUUCUAUCAAUUCUUGGCGGAUUUUUCAACUUGAUCACUCUUGUUCUAAUCGGCUUUACGCUGAUCUUCACUGUACCGAAGAUUUACGAUUUGUAUCAUGUGCAAAUCGACAAGUUUACUGAGAAGCCCAAACAGGAAUUGCGUAAGAUUUGGAGCAAGUGA